Ogataea philodendri is the source of this 1392-nucleotide messenger RNA. RefSeq lists its product as uncharacterized. The record is from RefSeq and is a predicted model, not a curated record. Gene Ontology annotation, molecular function: protein serine/threonine kinase activity; ATP binding. Bases 1 to 1392 code for a protein of 463 amino acids. The transcript has a single exon. Gene Ontology annotation, biological process: maturation of SSU-rRNA; protein phosphorylation. Gene Ontology annotation, cellular component: cytosol; preribosome, small subunit precursor. NCBI's taxonomy places the organism in Eukaryota, Fungi, Ascomycota, Pichiomycetes, Pichiales, Pichiaceae.
AUGAGCCAUCCAGAUUUGGACGAUUUGAGUCUUUCCGACUCGGAUUACAGCUCUGACGAUGGGGGAAACAACACUUCUGCACGGAAGAACGUUGCUAACCACGUUUUGCGAGAAAAAACAGCUCUUCUAGACAAGUAUGGAGCCAAUAUCAAGGUUGACCAUAUCAAGCAUAGAAUAACCAGGGACAAAGCAGAGCGUGCCACCGUGGAGCAGGUGUUGGAUCCACGUACAUUGCGAUUCUUAUCAAAACUGUUCAAAAAUGGAACCAUCACCGAGAUCAAUGGGUGCAUAUCUACGGGAAAGGAAGCAAACGUCUAUUUUGCUAUUAAUGCAGACACAGGUAAAGAGUACGCCGUGAAGAUCUACAAGACGUCUAUUUUGGUGUUCAAGGACCGGGAAAGGUAUGUUGACGGUGAAUUUCGGUUCAGAAACACAAAGAACCAGUCAAACCCGCGCAAGAUGGUGCGGCUAUGGGCCGAGAAAGAGUUUAGAAACCUGAAAAGAUUGCACUCUGUUGGCAUACCGUCUCCAGAGCCGGUCGAUCUCAAGUCGCACGUGUUGGUGAUGGAAUAUCUUAGUAAAGGUGACGGGUGGCCGUCUCCUAAACUGAAGGACUACGAGUUCAAAGACGACGACGAAAUUGCAUCCUUUUACAUCAAAAUGCUGAUUUAUAUGAGAUGGCUGUACCAGAAGUGCCGUCUAGUGCACGCCGAUCUGAGUGAGUACAACACGAUUGUCCACCAGGGCGAGCUGUACAUAUUUGACGUUUCGCAGUCGGUGGAGCCGGACCAUCAGAUGUCCAUGGACUUUUUGCGCAUGGACAUUAAGAACGUGAACGAUUUCUUUUCACGGAUCAAGAAGAUUAAUGUUUUCCCUGAAAGACUGAUUUUCCGGUUUGUGAUCGAUACCUGGACGAGUCUGAUGACGGAGCUGAUUCCGAACAAGGAGGACAGACAGGCUGUGAUGGAGGAGCCGGAGGAUUUCGAGCUCUUGGAGAAAUAUCUGAAUAUAUUGCCUCAUAAGAGCGAUGACGACCAGGAGGACGCUGUGUUCCGGUCGCUGCAUCUGGUUAGCUCGCUGAACCAUCUGGAGGAGCGCGAUUUCGACAAGUUCAGGACCGGGCAGGUGGAUACUCUGAGAGACCUUGUGAAGGAGGAGCCGGAGGAAGCAGAAGAGGAUGAGGAUGAGGAGGAAGAAGAGGAAGAAUCUGAUGACGAUUCUGACGACUCUGACGACGAUGACGACGAUGACUCUCCAAAGGGGAAGAAGUUCGAGGACAAGGACGCCAAGAAGGAACGCAAGAAGCUUGCCAAGGAAGCUGCUCGAGAAAAACGGAAAACCAAGAUGAAAAAGCAUGUCAAGAAGAAAUUGACCAAAAAGACCCAUAAAUAA